CGUUAGCGGCGGAACUGUGGGGCUGGCUUACCUGGAGGCCUGGUCUGGGCCGGUAGGCGGGUGGCCAGGGUGAGCCCGGGUGCAGUCCGCGCAUCUCCGUGACUGUGCGGCCACACCUACCCCGCUCUGCGUUCUCAGCAGCCCGGCCAUGGAGCGUCAGGUCCAGCGGCUUCGUCAGGCGUUCCGGUCCGGCCGAUCGCGGCCGCUACGCUUCCGACAGCAGCAACUCGAGGCCCUGCGGAGGAUGGUGCAGGAGCGCGAGGAGGACAUCUUGGCAGCCAUCGCGGCGGACCUGAGCAAGAGCAAACUCAAUGCCUACAGCCAUGAAGUCAUUACCAUCCUGGGGGAAAUUGAUUUUAUGCUCGCAAAUCUUCCUGAAUUGGCUUCUGCUAAACCAGCUAAGAAGAAUAUGCUUACCAUAUUGGAUGAGGCCUAUGUUCAGCCAGAGCCUCUGGGAGUCGUAUUGAUUAUCGGAGCUUGGAACUACCCUUUUGUUCUUAUCAUGCAGCCUCUGGUGGGAGCCAUCGCUGCAGGAAAUGCUGCGAUUGUUAAGCCUUCAGAACUAAGUGAAAACACGGCUAAACUCUUGGCUAAACUCCUCCCUCAGUAUUUAGACCAGGACCUGUAUGCGGUUGUUAAUGGUGGUGUUGUGGAGACCACAGAGCUCCUGAGGCAGCGGUUCGAUCACAUUCUCUACACAGGCAACACCGCGGUAGGAAAGAUUGUCAUGGAAGCUGCUGCCAAGCAUCUGACCCCUGUGACCCUGGAACUCGGUGGGAAAAGCCCUUGCUACAUUGACAGAGACUGUGAUCUGGAUGUUGCUUGCAGACGCAUAACCUGGGGAAAGUACAUGAACUGUGGUCAAACCUGCAUAGCUCCAGACUAUGUCCUCUGCUAAGCCUCGCUCCAAGAUCAGAUCGUACAGAAGAUUAAGGAAACGGUGAAGGACUUUUAUGGGGAAAAUAUAAAAGAGUCUCCCGAUUAUGAAAGGAUCAUCAAUCUUCGUCACUUUAAGAGGUUACAAGGUUUGCUUGAAGGACAGAAAAUAGCUUUUGGCGGGGAGACUGAUGAGGUCACACGCUACAUAGCUCCAACCGUACUUACUGAUGUUGAUCCUAAUUCCAAGGUGAUGCAGGAAGAAAUUUUUGGACCAAUUCUCCCAAUAGUGUCUGUGAAAAAUGUAGAUGAAGCCAUUAGUUUCAUAAAUGAUCGUGAAAAGCCCCUGGCGCUCUAUGUGUUUUCUCAUAACAACAAGCUCAUCAAACGGGUGAUCGAGGAAACCUCCAGCGGUGGGGUCACAGGCAAUGAUGUCAUCAUGCACUUCACUGUCAAUUCUUUGCCCUUUGGAGGUGUGGGUGCCAGCGGAAUGGGGGCUUAUCAUGGGAAAUAUAGUUUUGACACCUUUUCUCAUCAGCGCCCCUGCUUAUUAAAAGGAUUAAAGGGAGAGAGUGCCAAUAAGCUCAGGUACCCUCCCAACAGCCAGUCCAAGCUCGGCUGGGCCAAGUUCUUGCUGCUGAAAAAGUUCAACAGAGCAGGGCUGCUGAUGCUGCUGGUCACGUGCUUGGCUGUGGUUGCAGCCGUGUUCAUCAAGGAAUAUCUGUAAUGACUUCCUCGUAACCACUGAAUCAUUCCUCUACUAAAUGCUUGACAAACCAUUACCUUUAAAAUUGUACCCAAAACCAGGAAAUUACAGAUGUACUGCAAUCAAACCUAAGCCGUUGUCACUUACUGCUAACGAAACCCACUGUUUGAGCCAACUUCCAGCAUUUGUCAGCAGUGAAGGAUCUGGGAGGACAUAGACUGUGCUGGGCGAGAACGUGCCUUGUAAAGUCCCAGCUCCGUGGGCGGUGUCGGGGAGAACGGCAGCUGUCCCGUCACUUCUUUGCUUCAGUUCAUAGCACUUCCCACUCCUGUGUCUUCUGCUCUCAGGCCUCAGCAAAGCUCUCCAGGUCACCUCGGCCCAGGCUUGCCAGCUGUCUGGAGAGGCGAUUUUAGGUCUUCCCAGCUCGUGUUAGGGGUUGAGGUCCUAAACUGGGGAAGUGGAUAUGUCCACCUCAUCCACUGUGCCGAGACUCUGACCUUCAGGAACUGGCUCUCCAUUUAAACGUCCUUUCUUGUUCUUUGCACAUCACCUAAAGUGUGUGUGUUUGUGACAGUCUGUCGUGACUGUCCACAGUGCCUUUAUGAUGAUAUCGGCUACACCGAGCCUCUUGUCAGGAAGAAGUGCUUUCUUUGUGAAUGCCAGUGAGAACAUCUUGUAGUCACAGCCGUUCCAGAGGCUAAGGUUAGAAGAUCCCUGAGCCCAGGAGUUUGGGACCAGCCUAGGCUACAUAGUGAGGACCCCCCCCACCCCAUUAUCCAUAAAGACCCUUUGAGAUCCUAAAGUUGAAUGUCACAUAGAUCUUCAAGGAUAAAUAUUUUCUUGUUUUCAUAGCACAAUGAAGGAAACUUCACUUUUUAAAUUUUAGAGGGAUCCCUUUCUGAAUAAAUUUAGCCUACAGAUCUUAAAGUGUGGUCCAGCUCCUGUCCUGAAAGGGGGAUGUUAGGAUCCGAGGCUUCGGAAGGCACGGGACAGAGACUGUGGGAGAAUGCUGUGAGCUGGUGGGACACACUGAAGGGAUGGGACGAUAAGAAGAGCUCCCGAGCACGUGGGGCAUUGUUCUCAGUCAGAUCCCUAUGUGGCCAAGCAGGGAAGUGGCAAGAGAGAUCAGUGUGGAGCUCAGCUCUCUGCUCAGGCCUGGCUGCACCCCAACCCCAAGCUGCCGGGCUCCCGCUGCCUUCCUGGGAUCUAGAUUAAGACUUGAUCCCACUCGAUGAGAAUGUAGCUUGCUUUAUUGACUGUACAGCCAUCUUUGCUGAAUAACCUGCUCCAUCACUGAAGCUGUCUGAAGGGUGCCUUCUCUACAAAAGGAUGAGACAUCAAAACAAAAACAAACCAUUGUCCUGUUUAGCAAGUAGUUGCUUACGUGGCAAUUGUCAUAAACUAAUCAGAAAAUAUUUUGCACAAGAUUCCAAUGUAGAAUUUGCUCUAUUAUGUUAAAUUAUAAAUCAUAACUUCUAGUUAGACUAGAAUACUUACAUACUAUACUAAUCUUCAAAAUAAAUGUUUUUCAUAAA
Molecule: messenger RNA, 3117 nt
Organism: Alexandromys fortis (reed vole)
Lineage: Eukaryota; Metazoa; Chordata; Mammalia; Rodentia; Cricetidae
Gene: Aldh3a2
Product: aldehyde dehydrogenase 3 family member A2
Exons: 10
Biological process (GO): aldehyde metabolic process
Cellular component (GO): cytoplasm
Molecular function (GO): aldehyde dehydrogenase (NAD+) activity; 3-chloroallyl aldehyde dehydrogenase activity
Source: RefSeq, a predicted model, not a curated record